AUGCUCGUCUCCCACGGCCGCGGCGGAGCAGGCAACUACGCCGCCCGCACCAAAUUCGACAAGGUCACCCCCAUCGACCUCAAGACCCCCGUCCUCACCUCCCCCAUGGUCACCACCGGCCGGGGCGGCUCGGGCAACAUGCUCAAGAACGACGACGCCGCCCAGACCCGCCUGCGCCAGGACGUCGAGCCCGCCCCCCGCCGCUCCAGCUCCAACGUCACCUACUUCGGCCGCGGCGGCGCCGCCAACAUCUUCCGCCCGGGCUCCGACGAGGCCGCCGCCGCCAAGGCCAGCUUCGACAGCAGCGCUGUCGUGGACGACUCGGACUCGGCUCGCUCGUCCACCUCCAUUGCUGCGCGGGGCAAGGCCUGGUUCCAUAGCCUGGGCAAGAAGGCGUAA
Molecule: messenger RNA, 399 nt
Organism: Sodiomyces alkalinus F11
Lineage: Eukaryota; Fungi; Ascomycota; Sordariomycetes; Glomerellales; Plectosphaerellaceae
Exons: 1
Coding region: 1-399 (132 amino acids)
Source: RefSeq, a predicted model, not a curated record